CCGUCGGUGACGUCACGCGGUGUUUGGCAUUGCCAAGAUGGCGUCGGGCGGUCCCAGCGGCAGUGGCGGAGGCAGCGGUGGCACCUCAAUGGCGCAAAAGACGUGGGAGAUGGCGAACAACAUGCAGGAUUUACAGAACGUGGACGAGAUCUACAAGUACGACAAGAAACAGCAGCAGGAGAUCCUCGCGGCCAAGCCCUGGAGCAAAGACCACCACUACUUCAAGUGCUGCAAGGUGUCGGCUCUGGCGCUGCUCAAGAUGGUGAUGCACGCGCGCUCGGGCGGUAACCUGGAGGUGAUGGGGCUCAUGCUGGGCAAGGUGGACGGAGACACCAUGAUGGUCAUGGACAGUUUCGCGCUGCCCGUGGAGGGCACCGAGACGCGCGUCAACGCGCAGGCAGCCGCCUACGAGUACAUGGCCGCCUACAUCGAGAACGCCAAGCAGGUGGGCAGGCUAGAAAACGCCAUCGGUUGGUACCAUAGUCACCCCGGAUACGGAUGCUGGCUUUCCGGCAUUGAUGUCAGCACGCAGAUGCUGAACCAGCAGUUCCAGGAGCCCUUUGUGGCCGUUGUGAUCGACCCAACGCGCACGAUAUCCGCAGGGAAAGUGAACCUCGGAGCUUUCCGCACCUACCCAAAAGGAUACAAACCACCGGAUGAAGGACCGUCCGAGUACCAGACCAUCCCUCUCAACAAAAUAGAAGACUUUGGAGUGCACUGCAAACAGUACUACGCCCUGGAAGUGACGUAUUUCAAGUCGUCGCUCGACAGGAAGCUGCUGGAGCUCUUGUGGAACAAGUACUGGGUCAACACUCUGAGCUCGUCCAGCCUCCUCACGAACGCCGACUACACGACGGGACAGAUAUUCGACCUCUCUGAGAAGCUGGAGCAGUCCGAAGCGCAGCUGGGCCGGGGCAGCUUCUUGCUGGGCAUCGACGGGCCGGAGCGCAAGCCCGAGGACAAGCUCACCAAGGCGACGCGCGACAGCUGCAAGACGACAAUCGAGGUGAUCCACGGACUGAUGUCUCAAGUAAUCAAAGACAAACUCUUCAAUCAGAUCACGCCCACGAGCUAGACCACCGACCGCCAGCGAAAGCUGGCAAGAUCAAACCAACGCGCGAUUUUUGUUAUUUACUGCGUGGCAUAUGACGUUAGUUAACCCCCCCCCCCCGCCGCCCCCCGUGUCCUCUCAAGCAAUGGGCAAAGGAAAUUGGUAACGGGAACGUUGCAAAUGUUUUUGUUGUUCAUGCAGCAUUUCUGUAAUGUAUUCUACAGCGAAGUGUUUAUCCUGCGAUUAAAUGCUGAUUUGGACAAACUCGAGUAAAAACCGCCUUUCGAGAAACCUGUUUGUUGAUGACUGAAUGCAAUGUAAUACGACGCAAUGCAAUUGUUCAUCGCCGCCUGCGCGUUGUGCUUUUAACAAUGCUGUACAUGAAAACUGCUGGCAAUGCCACGCGAUGGUGUUCGCCAUCGUUAAAGAUGCUGCAUAAGCAGUUUCCAAGUAGAGGAGUAUAAUUGAGGCUGCAUUUAAAAUAUAAAAAAACUGAUUUUAAUGCGCACUUUUUGGCUCGUUUGCAUUACGUUAUAUAUGUUACUUCAGGCGCCCAAAGGGCUUAACCUUAUGCCAUUUGACAUAUUUGGCAGGAAACAGCGGAAGUGAUGUCAUUAUGGAAUGACCUGAAAGAAUCUGUUUUUGGAUCAUACGAAAUUUGGUAUUCCAACGCGAUUUUCA
Messenger RNA from Lethenteron reissneri (Far Eastern brook lamprey), 1732 nucleotides. RefSeq names its product COP9 signalosome subunit 5 (gene COPS5). The record is from RefSeq and is a predicted model, not a curated record. Lineage: Eukaryota; Metazoa; Chordata; Hyperoartia; Petromyzontiformes; Petromyzontidae. Gene Ontology annotation, molecular function: protein binding; metallopeptidase activity.